AUGGCGGCAGUGAGGCUCUGCGAGCCUUCAGAGCUCUACAACCUGCUGAACCAGCGGCGAGGCGGCGUGUCCCGGCUGGCGGAGGUCAACUACCUCUACCUGAUCGACGCUCGUGAAAGUCAAGACUACCACACGAGCCACAUUAUCACGGCUAAAAAUGUCCAAAUGAGCUCAGCCGGGACGCUGCUCCUGCCGGAGUGGGUGGAGGUGGACAGCAUGCAGCAGGUGGUGGUCUACGACAGCAGCAGCAGCUCCGUUCAGGAUGGAGGCAGAGCGGCGCUCUGUGCUCGGGUCCUGGAAAAGAUGAGCCUCAAUCCGGUGCUCAUCCUGAGAGGAGGCUUCCAGAGGUUCUCGGCGAUGUACACGUUCCUGAGGACCGAGAAGAUUCUCUAUACCAUGACGGAGCUGGAAAACCUGAAGGUCUACCCAGUGGAGGUCAUCCCGGGGCUGCUGUACAUGGGAGACCUGAGUCAAGGCAGGGACGGCAGCGUCCUGAGAGACCUGAAAGUCAGAGCGGUGGUCCACAUCUCGCAGAGCGGCGCUCCAGAGUCUGGAUUUGCUCAUGGGACACACGCCAUGCUGAACAUCCCCCUGGAGGACUCAGUGACUUCUGACUUAUAUUCAAGUUUUGAAAAGAUUUGUUGCUUUAUUGAAUCAAACUUGGAUGUGGGCUCACGCGUCCUGAUCGUUUCCAGGCUGGGUCGAAGCCGCUGCAGCGCUGUGGCCAUCGCUUUUCUCAUGCACCACUUCAAAUACACACUGGAUGAGGCCUGGAAGUCCGUGCUCAAGUGUAAGCCCUCGAUGAGACCCAACAGUGGGUUUCUGCAGCAGCUCUUCAACUGGGAGCUUCACAUCAAGGGAACGAAUCUCACUGACAUCUCCCAGCCUUAUUUCUAGCAAAGGGCCCAGAUAU
Messenger RNA from Salarias fasciatus (jewelled blenny), 913 nucleotides. RefSeq names its product serine/threonine/tyrosine interacting-like 1 (gene styxl1). Lineage: Eukaryota; Metazoa; Chordata; Actinopteri; Blenniiformes; Blenniidae. The transcript is spliced from 8 exons. Gene Ontology annotation, molecular function: protein phosphatase binding; protein phosphatase inhibitor activity; pseudophosphatase activity. Gene Ontology annotation, biological process: negative regulation of cytoplasmic stress granule assembly; protein dephosphorylation; positive regulation of intrinsic apoptotic signaling pathway. The record is from RefSeq and is a predicted model, not a curated record. Gene Ontology annotation, cellular component: mitochondrion. Bases 1 to 897 code for a protein of 298 amino acids.